Ziziphus jujuba (common jujube) is the source of this 3411-nucleotide messenger RNA. RefSeq names its product aconitate hydratase 1. The record is from RefSeq and is a predicted model, not a curated record. Gene Ontology annotation, molecular function: 4 iron, 4 sulfur cluster binding; aconitate hydratase activity. The coding region runs from base 383 to 3085 and encodes 900 amino acids. Gene Ontology annotation, biological process: tricarboxylic acid cycle; citrate metabolic process. Lineage: Eukaryota; Viridiplantae; Streptophyta; Magnoliopsida; Rosales; Rhamnaceae. The transcript has 20 exons. Gene Ontology annotation, cellular component: cytosol; mitochondrion.
AAUUACAUACGUAAUAAUUUUCUCUCUUUUGUUGCAACCUAUAUCUAAUUUCUCAAUAACAAAAAUUAUCUAAAUAUCUAAAAAAAUAAAACAAAACCAAUUAAAAAAAAAAAAAUGAUGGUGAUGAUGAGCAGAGAAAAAAAAAGAUCGUGAAGAUCGUUUAAAGGAUUGGACCAGAUUCAUAGGAUUUAUAAUUGAUGUUCAACACGUCAACAACCCCACCCUCCCACUGCCACUAGCCAAACGUCCCCUCUCUCUCUUCUUUCUCUCUCUAAUCAAAAAGCCCCUUUUGAGUUUUACCUACUCUACCACUCUCCAACUCUAUACCUGUUUCUCUUUGAUCUUCCUCUGCUCUGCUUUUCGACCUCCGAUCACUAUCACUAUGGCUACUGAAAAUCCUUUCAAGUCUAUAUUGAAGACUCUUGAGAAGCCUGAUGGUGGUGAAUUCGGCAAGUACUAUAGCUUGCCGGCUCUCAAUGAUCCUAGAAUCGAUAGGCUUCCAUACUCCAUCAGAAUCCUUCUCGAAUCGGCGAUUCGAAACUGUGAUGAGUUUCAGGUUAAGAUUAAAGAUGUUGAGAAAAUCAUUGACUGGGAAAAUACUUCUCCCAAACAGGUUGAGAUCCCAUUCAAACCUGCUAGAGUGCUUCUUCAGGAUUUUACUGGAGUACCUGCUGUUGUUGAUCUUGCUUGCAUGCGCGAUGCCAUGAACAACCUCGGUGGUGAUUCUAACAAGAUUAAUCCAUUGGUUCCUGUAGAUCUUGUCAUUGAUCACUCUGUUCAGGUUGAUGUGGCAAGAUCGGAAAAUGCCGUGCAGGCAAAUAUGGAACUUGAAUUCCAUAGGAAUAAAGAACGAUUUGGUUUCCUGAAAUGGGGAUCAAGUGCGUUCAAUAACAUGCUUGUUGUUCCUCCAGGAUCAGGGAUAGUUCACCAGGUUAAUCUAGAAUAUCUUGGCAGAGUUGUUUUCAACAGAGAUGGCUUGCUUUACCCUGACAGUGUUGUAGGAACAGAUUCACAUACUACUAUGAUAGAUGGAUUGGGUGUUGCUGGCUGGGGAGUUGGUGGAAUAGAAGCCGAAGCUGCAAUGCUCGGACAGCCAAUGAGCAUGGUCUUGCCUGGUGUUGUUGGAUUUAAAUUGUCAGGAAAACUGAGAAAUGGUGUGACAGCUACUGACUUGGUUUUGACAGUUACUCAAAUGCUAAGGAAACAUGGGGUAGUUGGCAAAUUUGUUGAGUUUUAUGGGGAAGGCAUGAGUGAAUUGUCUUUGGCAGACCGUGCCACCAUUGCAAACAUGUCUCCUGAGUAUGGUGCUACCAUGGGCUUCUUUCCUGUGGAUCAUGUUACUUUGCAAUACUUGAAACUGACGGGUAGAAGUGAUGAUACUAUUUCUACCAUAGAAGCAUAUCUACGGGCUAAUAAGAUGUUUGUGGACUACAGUGAGCCCCAAGCUGAGAGAGUCUAUUCCUCUCAUCUAGAGCUAAAUCUGGAGGAUGUUGAACCCUCUGUGUCAGGUCCAAAGAGGCCACAUGAUCGCGUUGCUUUGAAAGAAAUGAAAGCAGAUUGGCAUGCAUGUCUUGACAACAGAGUUGGAUUCAAGGGUUUCGCUAUACCUAAGGAAUCUCAAAGCAAGGUUGUAGAGUUCCCAUUUCAUGGGACCCCAGCACAGCUUAGGCAUGGGGAUGUUGUUAUAGCAGCUAUCACAAGUUGCACUAAUACAUCAAACCCCAGUGUAAUGCUUGGAGCUGCUUUGGUUGCAAAGAAGGCUUGUGAACUCGGAUUAGAGGUUAAGCCAUGGAUUAAGACAAGUCUUGCUCCAGGUUCUGGGGUUGUAACCAAAUACUUGCAGAAAAGUGGUUUGCAGCCAUAUUUGAAUCAACUAGGAUUUCACAUCGUUGGUUAUGGAUGCACCACAUGCAUUGGAAAUUCAGGCGAUCUUGAUGAAGCAGUUGCAACAGCUAUUACUGAAAAUGAUAUAGUAGCUGCAGCUGUGCUGUCGGGAAAUAGGAACUUUGAGGGUCGUGUACAUCCUUUGACGAGGGCUAAUUAUCUUGCUUCUCCUCCACUUGUUGUUGCCUAUGCUCUUGCUGGCACGGUGGAUAUUGAUUUUGAAAGCGAACCUAUUGGCUUGGGAAAAGAUGGAAAGAAGAUAUUUUUCAGGGACAUUUGGCCAUCCAAUGAAGAAGUAGCAGAGGUUGUGCAAUCAAGUGUGCUUCCUGAUAUGUUUAGGGCCACAUAUGAAGCAAUCACCAAAGGAAAUCCCAUGUGGAAUCAAUUGUCUGUUCCUUCUGGCUCUCUUUAUGCCUGGGACACUAAAUCGACUUAUAUACAUGAGCCACCCUACUUUAAAAAUAUGACCAUGUCUCCCCCAGGCCCUCAUGGAGUGAAGAAUGCCUACUGCUUGCUGAACUUUGGAGAUAGUAUUACAACUGAUCACAUCUCUCCAGCUGGUAGCAUCCAUAAGGACAGUCCUGCGGCCAAAUACCUUUUGGAACGUGGGGUGGAUAGAAGAGACUUUAACUCUUAUGGAAGUCGACGUGGUAAUGAUGAGAUCAUGGCAAGGGGCACUUUCGCAAAUAUCCGCAUUGUCAACAAGCUAUUGAAAGGAGAAGUUGGUCCGAAAACAAUUCAUAUUCCCACUGGGGAAAAAUUGUCUGUUUUUGAUGCUGCUGUGAGGUACAAGAGUGAAGGACAGCACACAAUUAUCUUGGCUGGUGCCGAGUAUGGGAGUGGAAGUUCUCGUGAUUGGGCUGCUAAGGGCCCAAUGCUACUGGGUGUGAAAGCAGUCAUAGCAAAGAGCUUUGAGAGAAUUCACCGCAGCAAUUUGGUGGGUAUGGGUAUCAUUCCAUUAUGCUUUAAGCCUGGGGAAGAUGCUGAAACUCUUGGAUUAACUGGUCAUGAACGCUUCAGUAUUGAUCUUCCCAACAGUGUGAGUGAAAUUAGACCUGGUCAAGAUGUCACAGUGGUGACAGACAAUGGCAAGUCAUUCACUUGUAUACUACGAUUUGAUACAGAGGUUGAACUGGCAUAUUUUGAUCACGGGGGCAUUCUGCAAUACGUCAUCAGGAAUUUGAUCAGCGCAAAACAUUGAGUCACAAAAUUCUUGUGGAUUGUGAAGCUCAACAUCUUUGCAAUUCUCCCUCAAAGUUCUAAUAAACGUUGUCGGCUGCACAAGGGGAAAUCAGCUUUGGUGCUGAUCCUAGCUUCUCUAAAUAAAGGGGAAUUUGGUGGGGAAUUUUUUUAGUAUUGUAAAUUCAUAUUGCAUUUUACAAUAUUAGAUUGCAGUUAAAAUUAUAAUUUAAUUUUCCAAGCACAGUUUCAGAUGAUAAUUGAACUUGAAAGGGUGAUGUUUGUCUUGGGAAUUUUAUAUCGCUGUCUAAAUUUCAUUGCUUGAAGGUCUUCUAAUCUUUGCUAUAA